GCGAGCCGGCUUCCCCUCAGUCUCUCAUGAAUAUUGAGCGGCCCCUGUUGUAUUUCCCGAGCUCCAUUGCGGAAGCCGAGACUCGCCAUAUUGUGCGGCGGCGCCGGGGGCCGCGGCAGCUGAUCCCAGAGUCUCGCUCCGGCCGCGGCCAGCGGAGCCCCGGGCUGGAGCAGGAGCCGCAAUGUCUCAGGCUGUGCAGACAAAUGGAACUCAGCCACUAAGCAAAACAUGGGAACUGAGUUUAUACGAAUUACAACGAACACCUCAGGAGGCAAUAACAGAUGGUUUGGAAAUUGUGGUUUCACCUAGAAGUCUACACAGCGAAUUAAUGUGCCCAAUUUGUUUGGAUAUGUUAAAGAACACUAUGACUACAAAGGAAUGUUUGCACCGUUUUUGUGCAGAUUGUAUUAUCACAGCCCUAAGAAGUGGCAACAAAGAAUGCCCUACCUGUCGGAAAAAACUAGUUUCCAAAAGAUCACUAAGGCCAGACCCAAACUUUGAUGCACUCAUCAGCAAAAUUUAUCCAAGUCGUGAUGAGUAUGAAGCUCAUCAAGAAAGAGUAUUAGCCAGGAUCAACAAGCACAAUAAUCAGCAGGCACUCAGUCAUAGCAUUGAAGAAGGUCUGAAGAUCCAGGCCAUGAACAGAUUACAGCGGGGCAAGAAACAACAGAUUGAAAAUGGUAGUGGAGCAGAAGAUAAUGGUGACAGUUCACACUGUAGUAACGCAUCGACACAUAGCAAUCAGGAAGCAGGCCCUAGUAACAAACGGACCAAAACAUCUGAUGAUUCUGGGCUUGAACUUGAUAAUAAUAAUGCAACAGUAGCAAUUGAUCCAGUAAUGGAUGGUGCUAGUGAAAUUGAGUUAGUAUUCAGGCCUCAUCCCACACUUAUGGAAAAAGAUGACAGUGCACAGACAAGAUACAUAAAGACUUCAGGUAAUGCCACUGUUGAUCACUUAUCAAAGUAUCUGGCUGUGAGGUUAGCUUUAGAAGAACUGCGAAGCAAAGGAGAAUCAAACCAGAUGAACCUCGAUACAGCCAGUGAGAAGCAGUAUACCAUUUAUAUAGCAACAGCCAGUGGCCAGUUCACUGUAUUAAAUGGCUCUUUUUCACUGGAAUUGGUCAGUGAGAAAUACUGGAAAGUGAACAAGCCUAUGGAACUUUAUUACGCCCCCACCAAGGAACACAAAUGAGAUUUUAAACACCAAUUCUGGACUGAACUUUUUUUAUAGCCUAAUUCUUUAAUAUUGAGAUACCAUCUUUACUUUCAUGGACAGAUUUUGGAUAUGUUGUUCAGUUUCCCUUCUGAGCCAGAUUUGUUUACACUAUUAGAAUUACUUUCCCUUAAUUUAAGAUGUACUUUUUGGAAGUGACUGCAGUUACUCAAUACUUUUUCUUUCCUUUAAAAAUAUAUAUCUAAGUUGUAUGCUUUCACAACAUAUAGUUCCAUUUGGAGCACCCUUUGACCCAGAAAUUUUUCAUAGUUAUAUAUUCUAAUUUUUCAUAGUUAUAUAUUAAGUAAAGAUUCAGUUGGCUAUCAUUUUUCCUCUUCACGUUUUGUAGACCUAUGGAAUGUUAAAUACAGUAAUAUGUAUCCCACUUUUUUUUCCUUCUGAGGUCUUGUAUAUUUAUAGUUUUCUAUAUAAACUGUAGUAUCUUUCUGAAGACCAAGGGUCAAAUUUACUGUGCUUAGAAACAAUUCUCAUAGGAUUAUAAUUUUCAUGGGAUUUUCUUCCAUAAUAUCUCACUUAAAAGGAGGUUCUUUAUGAACUUGUGUCCAUUGUCAUGCAGUGUUUUGUUUUUUUUUGUUUUUUUUUCCAUUUUUUUCCCUCCUGUAAGUUUAGAAUUUCUGGUCAUGAGGAAGAGAAUCAACAAAAAUCUUAAGUUCUGUGAGAAUGUGGUUCAUUAACAGAUUUCACUGAAGAAAGAAGAAUUGGUAGUAAUAUGUAAUCCUCAAUUGUAUAUUUAAGAGUUUUUUGUAUUCUGUUGUCUUUAUUUCCUCUAUUAUAUGUGUUUGAUGUUGUUUUCCUAUUAAAAUAUAAGAGAUAUGGA
Cavia porcellus (domestic guinea pig) is the source of this 2051-nucleotide messenger RNA. It is a transcript of the gene Rnf2, whose product is annotated as ring finger protein 2. The record is from RefSeq and is a predicted model, not a curated record. The transcript is spliced from 7 exons. Gene Ontology annotation, cellular component: ubiquitin ligase complex; PcG protein complex. Gene Ontology annotation, molecular function: chromatin binding; ubiquitin protein ligase activity. Lineage: Eukaryota; Metazoa; Chordata; Mammalia; Rodentia; Caviidae. Bases 182 to 1192 code for a protein of 336 amino acids.